AUUGUACACAGCUAACUUUCCGUGUGCAGACAUUAUUAUACUCAUAUAGGCUCUUGCGACGAUUGGAAGAUGACGAAAGUUUUCCUGUCUAAUCAGCUACAUAACAAUAUUAUUCUAUCGCUAUGGAUAUUCAAACCAACGACGAUACAAAUUUACCAAGUUCUUCGUCCGUUUCGGAGCGAUACAUAUGCAAUUGCUAUAGUUGUAUAUUUGUAAAAAAUAUACUGAUUAAGAAACUGGUCGAGAAAUGGGAACCGAAUAUAUAUAAUCAUAUCAGAGUGGAACACAUCUCGCAAUGUUCUCGUAAUAUAGUACAUCAGGUAUUUCUGUCUCUAAGAUGUGGCGAGGAGCAAAAGCACGAACAAUUCAUCGUCAAACUACCGAAAAUGGGACAGGACUCCGCAGGAUUCGAGAACGAAGUGCGAUUGUAUUGUAUGAAGGAAAAGUUUUUGAUUUUUCGAACUUUAUUUCCUUUCUGUCACUUAGCCACAUAUUUUUCGUCUAACUUUCCAUACCCGGUUGUUGUGCUAAAGGACCUGACUAAGUACGGUUACACGCAAUUUAGAUGUAAAUUGGACAGGACAGAUCUGAGAAUUUGCAUGGAAGUAUUGGCAAAAUUUCAUGGUACUACGUUCAGAUUACAGAAUGGAAACGAUUAUGUUUCCAGAGCUCUUUCGUAUGAAUUGAGUAAGAAUAAAGAAAAGAGGAUGAAUCAACGGAGUAAAAGUGUCAGGAAUUUUCUAGAAAGUAUAUCAAUAAUCGGACUCGAUUGCGAUCUUUACGAGAAAAUAAAGCUGAAACUGCAAAAAAUAGAACGUUUGGAAACGGAAAUUGCUACAACUAUUAUUCAUGGUCGUUUCACACGGUCCAAAGUAUUUAUCAAAUACGCUGAUGGAGGAUGUUAUAUACAAUUGAUCGAUUUCCAAUCAAUGACAUAUGACUCGCCGGCAAUCGAUUUCGGCCGCAUUUUCCUCACUAACCUGCCUGAUGAAUAUAACGUAUCAAGCCUCGAAGAGUUGUUUCGGUCCAUGCUAGAAGCUUAUUUGGAGAAAUUAAAACAAGAAUAUCCGGAGGUGCCAAGUUUGCUUGUGGAAAAGGAUAUUAUACACAACAUGAUACUCUCAUACAUAUAUCUGAAUGCUCAGGAGAUAGAAGCAAUAGAAAAUCAUAAAACGAUAUUAGAUAUGCUUAACAAAAUCAGCAGUUUGGAUUAAAACCGUUUUUGACUACCUUUAGCGCACUUUCUUAUAGCGUUGAAAUUUAAUGUUUUUAGGGAACAUGUAGAACCUUUUUUUAUUGACACAGCAUUCUUGCUAAGAUGUAUUCCAUUUGGAAUUUUGUUUUACUAGUUUUGUAUCGCAUUAUAAAUGUAAAUCACAUUAUGUUCAGAUUAAAUGAAGCUGAAAUUUAUGUAGAAUGUUUUGUAUCAGAUAAGAAACAAUUAUCCAAUAUUUUUAUAAAACUUAUCUAUUAUGUAUUCUAUAAAUAAAUACGUCGUUGAAUCCCGAUUUCACUUUGAAAUUUUAUUUAGAUUUGAAAUAAAAGGUAAUUACAACAG
Ooceraea biroi (clonal raider ant) is the source of this 1558-nucleotide messenger RNA. RefSeq lists its product as uncharacterized. NCBI's taxonomy places the organism in Eukaryota, Metazoa, Arthropoda, Insecta, Hymenoptera, Formicidae. The record is from RefSeq and is a predicted model, not a curated record.